UUUUCCUUUGUUUUCCUUCAGGUAUAAGGAAAUGCUAGAUCUAGUGAUAUCACCCAGCCUGACUGUAAAUAGAGAGUGCCCCGACAGACUGAAGCUUAACCUUUCUAACAUUUAUGCCACGGCUCCAGAUGACAUAGAAGGCAACAGUGAAGCAAUACCACAGUGUCCUCUCCAUCUGUACUCCACAAAACAUUAUCCCCAUAUAGUGACAGUCCCAACUUUCCCAGCAAUGGCGGCAUACGGACAGACCCAAUAUAGUGCAGGAAUCCAGCAAGCUGCUGCUUAUACUGCAUAUCCUCCUCCAGGACAACCUUAUGGAAUACCCUCCUACAGCAUUAAAACAGAAGAUAGUCUGAGCCAUUCUCCAGGACAGAGUGGGUUCCUUAGCUACGGAUCCAGCUUCAGCACAGCAACACCGGGACAAGCACCGUACACCUACCAGAUGCAUGGCACAUCAGGGAUUUACCAAGGAGCCAAUGGCCUUGCUAAUUCUGCAGGAUUCAGCACUGUGCAUCAGGAAUACUCAUCCUAUCCGAGCUUUCCUCAAAGCCAGUACUCACAGUACUACAGCUCUUCUUACAACUCUCCAUAUGUAUCGGCAAACAGUAUCAGUCCAACAGCUAUCCCAACAUCCACUUACUCUCUGCAAGAAUCUUCACACAACAUCACCAGUCAGAGCACAGAACCACUGUCUGGGGAAUAUGCAGCAACACCCGUAAAAGAUAUAGAAGCAGACAGGCAGCACCGAGCAUCUGACGGAAAGGUACGAGGCCGAUCAAAAAGAAGCAAUGAUCCUUCCCCCACUGCUGACAGUGAGAUUGAGCGUGUGUUUGUGUGGGAUUUGGACGAGACGAUAAUUAUUUUUCACUCCUUGCUCACAGGAACCUUCGCAUCCAGAUAUGGGAAGGACACCACCACCUCUGUGCGGAUAGGUCUUAUGAUGGAAGAAAUGAUCUUCAACCUUGCAGAUACGCAUUUGUUCUUUAAUGACCUGGAGGACUGUGACCAGAUACACAUAGAUGAUGUAUCAUCAGAUGACAACGGUCAAGACUUAAGCACAUAUAACUUCUCAGCAGAUGGCUUUCACAGUUCAACUGCUGGUGCAAAUUUAUGUCUGGGCUCUGGUGUUCAUGGGGGAGUUGACUGGAUGAGGAAAUUAGCAUUUCGCUACCGAAGGGUGAAAGAGAUGUACAACACCUACAAAAACAAUGUUGGAGGUUUAAUAGGCACUCCUAAGAGGGAAACCUGGCUGCAGUUAAGAGCAGAGCUGGAAGCGCUGACUGAUCUUUGGCUCACACACGCUCUGAAGGCUCUGAAUUUGAUACAUUCCCGGCCUAAUUGUGUAAAUGUGUUGGUCACCACAACCCAGCUCAUACCAGCUCUUGCUAAAGUACUCCUGUAUGGACUAGGCACAGUCUUCCCUAUUGAAAACAUUUAUAGUGCAACAAAGACAGGGAAAGAGAGCUGUUUUGAAAGGAUAAUGCAGAGGUUUGGAAGGAAAGCUGUGUACAUUGUAAUAGGAGAUGGUGUUGAAGAGGAACAGGGAGCAAAAAAGCACAACAUGCCAUUCUGGAGAAUUUCUUGCCAUGCUGACCUAGAGGCUCUUAGGCAUGCCCUGGAAUUGGAGUACUUGUAGCAGACCCAAAUGUCUCGGUGCUGGGCUCACAUCACUCAAACUGUUACAUCACCUCAGCCUAUUCUUCAGCAUUUUUCUCAAACAGAGCUCACAGCAACUUGAAGGGGAACCCUCUGUAUAGAACCCUUUAAGAAUCUACAACAGGAAAUCUGCCCAUCAAGUCCUCCUUCCUUUGGAAAGAGGAGAAAAUUUCACAUAACCAAGCGGGGAUCCUGCGAUUAUCUGGUUAAACUGGAUGCGUAGAGCUGAAACUGGACUCUGCCUGCUUUCUCACCACGUGAAUGACUCUGAAGCACACAAAAGACUAAGAGUACUGGGUCUACUUAUCAGUUUUCUUGCUUUGAAAAGGGGAAAGGACACAGCAUGGAAUCUCUGGGCAUGCUCACUGCACAGUGCAUCACAUCAUGUGGGACUUUCUGAAAAUAAGAGUGAAAGUUGAUUUUUUGUAUUUUUUUUAAUUUAUGAACUUAUCUCAUUACUCUGGUAUUAAGCUCUGUACCUGUGUUUUUAUCUUUUUUUUUUUUUUUUUAUUUGGGGAUGGGGGCGGUCCUACCAUUCUAAUUUAAUAGUUCUUUUCUCCACGAUAAACUCUGGGGACAAUCAUAUUGUGUACAUUAGUAAUGAGGACACUUGGGGCUGUUGGUAAAAACUAUAGCUAUGUGUUUUUUUUAAACCUUCUAUAGAUGGUAUGUGGACUGUGCAUGUGUCUACACGGUGCCUUAUGCUGCCAUCUUAUUUUUUGGCAGGUGGGGACAGGGAAAAUACCUUGUGAUGAAUGAAAGGCAUUAAAUAAAACUACGUUUACAUUUGGGA
Molecule: messenger RNA, 2449 nt
Organism: Gavialis gangeticus (Gharial)
Lineage: Eukaryota; Metazoa; Chordata; Crocodylia; Gavialidae
Gene: EYA2
Product: EYA transcriptional coactivator and phosphatase 2
Exons: 15
Coding region: 32-1636 (534 amino acids)
Biological process (GO): positive regulation of DNA repair; cell differentiation; negative regulation of extrinsic apoptotic signaling pathway in absence of ligand
Cellular component (GO): nucleus
Molecular function (GO): protein tyrosine phosphatase activity
Source: RefSeq, a predicted model, not a curated record